AAUACACACAUUUGUUAUUUUAUUAUGUUUAUGUGGACUUUAUUUUGUGGUUGAGUGAUUUUGUAUUUGUGAACAAUGAACGUCGUGUCGAAUUUCUGUUAAUUUGUUUGUAACCAACUUUCAACCGAUCCUGAUAUGUACGACAAUUGUUUUCCAGAAGAAAAACCUCAUGGUAACAUGUUGGAUUUUAAGGUUUUUACAUUAAACUGCUGGGCCUUAGCAGUAGUUUCUAAAAAUCGAAAAUCAAGGAUAUUAGCAAUAGCAGAAGUGAUAUCUAAAAAUAAUUAUGAUGUCGUAUGCCUGCAAGAAGUGUGGACCAACAGGGAUUUCUUUUUGCUGCGGGACGGCCUUCACAAGUGCUUACCAUACUCUCACUAUUUUUACAGUGGAGUCACUGGCUCAGGAAUUUGCAUUCUAUCAAAACAUCCCAUAGAAGAAACAUUUUUCCAUCAAUGGUCUGUAAACGGUUACAUCCACAAGUUACACCAUGGAGACUGGUGGGGAGGUAAAGGUGUAGCCCUAUGCAGGCUCAGAGUGAAGCAGGAAAGUACAACCUAUUUCGUUAAUGUCUAUUCUACACAUCUUCAUGCUGAAUACAAUAGAGCCUCAGAUGAUUAUCAAGCACACAGAGUCCUUCAAGCUUAUGAUACAGCUCAAUUUAUCUUGCUCACAUCUGGAUCUUCUGAUCUUAUAGUUUUAGCUGGGGACCUUAAUACAGAGCCUGGGGAUUUAGCUUAUCGGGUUUUAUUAACUGUGCCUGGACUAAAAGAUGCUUACAUUGAAGCUGGUAAUGUUUCCCAAGAGAAAUUUGCCACUUGUGAAGCUUUACAGAACAGCUACACACCAGCGGGAAUGGUGAAACAAAAAUUAUUGGGUAAAAGAAUUGAUUAUGUGAUGUAUCAUCCUGGAUCGGGAGUCAAUGUGGAUUUAAAAAAAUAUUGUUUGCCUUUGCCAGAUAGAGUGCCAAAUCAAACUUAUAGUUACUCAGACCAUGAGGCAAUCUAUGUAGAGCUUUUACUAACAAAAGGUCCAACAUCAGCCAAAAAGUGUUUGGAUGAUUCCUCCAAGGGGCAGGUCCUAGAAGAGUGUAUUGUUUUGUGUAAUGAAGCCUUAAAGAGCAUCUCUAAGACAAAAUUCCUCUAUUGGUCAGCAGUCAUAAUUUUGUUCAUUCUAUUUCUGAUAAGUCUAAUUGUUCCUGCUUUAGUUGAAUUUGAUUUUACUCAAGGCAUUCCCACAGUAGUGGCAAUUAUAAGGGUAAUUGUCACUGCUUUAUUUUUGUUUUGCUUUUUAAUGGCUACUUUAUGGAGUAGAAUUGAAAUGCAUGGUGUAUUAUCUGGGAAAUUAGCUAUGGAAAUGUCUUUGAAAAAAAUAAGAGAGUGUCCGCAAGCUUUAUAACAUUAUAUUAUAUUAGAUAUGAUAAGUAUUUAAGACCACUAAUUGCUAAAUGAGAUUCUAAAUCUAUAUGUUAAAAAGAGACUGGUUUAUUUUAAUAACUGUGACUUACUAUAUAAAAUGCAAGGAAAAUUUUAAUAUAUGUUUUUCUAAGAUUUGUUAAUAUUGCUCAUAUCAAAAUAAAUACUUUAAAUUAAGUAAAUUUGAGUGUGAUAAAUGCAACAGUUAAGCAUCUUGAUUGUAUGAUAAAACUUGUAUGGCUGUAAAAAAUUGUAUUUUUUUACCAAUAAAAUGAUAGUAUAUAUAAAAUGGA
Messenger RNA from Anthonomus grandis grandis, 1705 nucleotides. RefSeq names its product putative neutral sphingomyelinase. Gene Ontology annotation, molecular function: sphingomyelin phosphodiesterase activity. Lineage: Eukaryota; Metazoa; Arthropoda; Insecta; Coleoptera; Curculionidae. The record is from RefSeq and is a predicted model, not a curated record. Bases 136 to 1395 code for a protein of 419 amino acids. The transcript has a single exon. Gene Ontology annotation, cellular component: cytoplasm.